Molecule: messenger RNA, 1968 nt
Organism: Phalacrocorax carbo (great cormorant)
Lineage: Eukaryota; Metazoa; Chordata; Aves; Suliformes; Phalacrocoracidae
Source: RefSeq, a predicted model, not a curated record
GCCAUGCAGUAACCCAGGGGGAUUCGCUCAUUUGACCCAGCAGCAGCAUUUACUGAAAAAGGCAAUGUAAACCCUGCCAAGAAUUCAGCUGCUUCCCGAGCUCCAUGUAGCAGUGCCAAGCACAAGGAUGCACUUCCCAGAAAGGUGUCCAGCUGCCUCCAUCCCAGCCGGGGCAAGCGGACCUGCCUCGGACAGACAGACCCUUUGCUUUGGAAGCGCAGAAGUGGAUGGAUGGAGGGAGCACCACAGCCCUGCUGCACUUGCAACCCAAGAAAGUUGGACCCUGGAGACCUUUCCUCAGUGACGUGGCUGGCUGGACACAGCCUUCCCCUCUUUCUGCUGCAAUAGCAAUGCUAGUGUCCCCAUGCAGCCUCAGUGAGGAGCUCUUAGCCUGGACAGGAGUGAAUCCUGAUCUUGGCAUAGCACUGCCAGUGGCUAUGGAGUAACCUCUGGGUGCGCAGGCUCAGUGGGAGGCUGAAGCUGGCUGCCCUGGUACCAGGACGGCCGAACGUGCCCUGCCCACGCGCUCCUCACCUCUACCAUGAAUGAUGCAUCGACAAUGGAUUAUGAACUGCUCUCCCCCUCCUUUGUUGAGCACCCAGCCAGCACUGCGGGUAUGGAUGCUGAGCAGAAAACCGUCUUUGCCUUUAUCAUCUUCCUCCUGGUCUUCUUGGUGAUGCUGAUGGUGCGCUGCUUUCGCAUCCUGCUGGACCCCUACAGCCGCAUGCCCGCCUCCUCCUGGACUGACCACAAGGAGGGGUUGGAGAGGGGCCAGUUUGACUACGCCUUGGUGUAGAGGGCAGGGAUGGGGGGAGCCUGGGUGCUCUGUGUGCCUCCCACCCCAGCUGGCCCCGGCCCCCCCUUCCUCUGUGGUGUUGCCCCAGGCCAGCAGGGAUGCUCUGGGCAGGGAGGUGAGGUCGGGCUCCUGUCCGGGGUGGGUUUUCUAGGGAUUUCUCUCUUUUCUAAGCACUUUUCAGUUCUCUUCGCAGUCUGCAGGACUCUUGGCGAGACAUGUUGGAGGGUUGAUAUGACUCAAUGUAGUCCCUGUUGCCCACCAUGCGUCCAGGCAGCACGGCGUGCUGCAGUGAGGGGCAGGAGGCGAUGGGGCAGGGCAUGGCGGGACCUGUCCUCAGCCAUGGCCCGUGGGGCUCCUGGUCUGGGUGGCUCUGCCUGGUGCCAGGCCAGAGCUUUGACCCCCCCACCUCCUCCUGCCCCAAUUUUGCCCUCGUCUGUGUCCUCCAGGGAGUGCUGACCAUGGUCCAGUGUGUGUGUGUCCCUGUAGCUGAGCUGUGUCUGUCAGGGGGUUUAUAGACACCAGACCCAAGUGCUGGCUUUGUUCUGCUUUGUGUGGCAGCCCCAAGUGUCCCCCCCGCCAAGUGAGGGGGAGAUGGAGACCCUUCCCAUGUGCAGCCCCCUUUUGGCGUCCAGCCCUGCAGCCUGCUCUCCGCUUUACACCAUAGUGACCUGUCCCUGCCCAACUGGUGAAAAUGGUCUGAGCAAGGUGCAAUCACACAGCUACCUGCAGACCUGCCUGGGUAGCCCUUCUGGGAGCCCAGGAGGGAUUGAAGGUCCCACACAACACCUGGGACAUGCUCCUCAGCCAGCCCAAGCCUGGCAGCCUCCCACUGGUGUCCCACUCUAGCCAGUCCCUGCUCCAGUAGCAUCUGGGUGGCCUCCUCAUGUCCAGGGGGUUGCUGGGGGUGGCCGGUCUUUUCCUGGCCAUCAUGCAUCCAUCAUGCAUCCAGGUGUCAGAAGGGCUGUGUAAGUAGCCAAGGGGAGAACAAGGCUGUCUCCUUGCCCAACUGCAGGAACCAUGCCUGUUGACUGGGGUGCUGCAGCUAGCCACAGGGCUAGUGAAAGUCACAGUGGGUUAUGGCUGUGGGCUGGUAAAAAGGUUUGUACUAAGGGAUUUGAGCCCAUGGGGGAGAACCUCUUCCCCCACCAUGGAAAUAAAGCUGCACUGUGCUA